Molecule: messenger RNA, 1728 nt
Organism: Cladocopium goreaui
Lineage: Eukaryota; Dinophyceae; Suessiales; Symbiodiniaceae
Source: the annotation of a GenBank genome assembly
AUGGCGAUGGAGAGGGAGCCCGUGGUGGGGUUGAAUGCGCUUGCGUCUGGGAUGGCUGCGGUUUCCCAGUGGCUGGCAAAGGCCCUGACGGAGACCUCUGAGAUGGCGGAGGGCCGGGAGUUGGUGUUGGCAGAGGCCGAACAGCUCUUCCAGCGGCUCAGUCUCUUCAGGCCAUCUGUAGUUUCUCGAGACGAAUGGCUGCACUAUUGGAUGUUAGACUCCUCCGCACCCAGUCACUACGCACUCACCAUCCUCCAGGAUGAGUUGCGGAAGCUGGUGCGGAAAGAGGCACCCAAGGCAUGUGCACCCGCGGCUUGCAUUUCGGAGGUGGUUGACCUGAUGCUUCAGCUCUUCCUGCAAGCUGAUGCCGAUGCCGAUGGGGAGAUCAGCAACCAGGAUAUGGCGCGAUGUUGCAAGAAGUGUUGCCAGAACAGUUGGGACAUGCCGCUUGAAGGUGCAAAGAAGUGGUUGGCUAGAGGCCGGAAGACCGAGGAUGGGACGCUGAACUACUUCGAGUUUGUCAGCGAGCUGAUCGGACGCCAGCAGCAUGAUGCCCGCGCGCCCCAGAACACCAAGUGGCUCCAAUCUGCCCUACCAAAACUCAUCAGUUUCAGGCCUUGGCGGGUCGAGGAGCGCCCCGUACUGCGGCCCUUGGAUGGACCACUGGGAUGGCGUUUGGGCAUGGCCAAUGCGGAGCACAACAGGCGCUACCUCCAGGCCGUGGAGGACUUGGUGGGCGAUCCUCUUCACAAGGCCAAUGCCCUGCUCAACACGGAGUCUGGCAAGGCCUGCUACAAUUCCACUUGCUCCAAUUCUCUUGGAGGCGGUGCCUGUGACUACGACAAGGUUUUCCAAGCCGUUGCCAAGGCCAUCAGAAUCAUCUCAGUUGCUCAGGGCAGGAUGAAGCGCGAGUUUCAUGAGGUCUGUGAGCAAAGCUUCGGGAGCUUUCCGCGCAGCCUUUUGUUGGGCAUGGACUCCCCAGUUCAAACAGCCAGGAGUGCCUUGGGUGUAGUGGUGAUGCGCUUGAAGCACUUGCGGGAGCAGCUGCAGACCGGUGUUCCUCCGUGCAUGCAAGCCAUGGAGGAGGUGCUGUACGCCAACGUGGACCUGUCCCGCUUUGGGCUGGAGGUCAUAUCGCUGCUGGACCAUCAGCUGACAAUUGAAUCAUGUGGUGCCGGGGAGUUGAAGCUGCCGAAAUCAGUGCGGCAUCGCGUGGAUCUAGGAUUUCACCACAACGACAUCGUGGUCUCCUUGCUGCAGCGGUUCCCGGCAGGGCGUCCGGAGCUGCUGAUGGUGGAGGUGGGCACGGCAGCAGCGGAUUUCACCGUGCACGUCUUGAAGGCCCUGGUGCAGGUGCAGGUCAUCACCAUAGACCCUUGGCUCAAUGACUUCAACAAGACCGACGGGCCAGGUCCUGGUCGCUUGGUGUCGACCUUGGCGCGCCAAGCGCUGGAGCCUUGGGGCUCCCGGGUGACGCUGCUGCAGAUGACCGGGGAGGACGCAGCGAAACUGCUGCCCGACGCAAAGUACGAUUUGGUCUUCAUUGAUUCCGGUCUGCAUCGGGAAGGCGAUGUGAGAUCCUUCCUGCCUAAGGUGCGGCCAGGUGGCGUCCUUUGUGGCCAUGACUUUUACAAGACCCCCGCCUACACCAGGGCUAUACUCGCCAGUGUUCCGGAGGGAAAGGCCUUGUAUUUGGGUCCUGAUUGGAUGUGGUGGUUCGAGGUGUAA